UGGGAAGUUUGCUUUUACUCCUCCCUCUCAUACACUCUCCUCCUCCCACCAAUUCUUUUUCGCUCUUAAAUCAAAGGUACCUCAGUCUUUCUUUUCUCCCAGGACCGGAUAGUUCCAGGCCAUCAGCCCAGUCGUUCACCCCAGGAAUCCUUCAGGUAGAGAUCAGUCGAGAUGGAGAAAGGUUAUCCCGGGGAUGGUACUUCCGCCCCUCACCCAGAACCUCCCAUGAACUAUGGGGGGAUAGCCACGGGCCAGGGCCCCCAGCCAGGCUUGUACCCCCAGCCCCCAGGCGGAUACCCUGCCUCCCCUGGUCCUCCACAACCAGGGUUCCAGCCUGGUCCCUACCAGGGAGGUCCCCAAGCAGGUGUGUACACACCUCCACCACAGUACACCUCUGGACCAGGUGGACCGGUGCCAGUCGUGACCCAGGUAAUAAUGACUCCUAGCCUGAUGGAGGUCGGAGGUUCGACCAUGUGUCCCCACUGCCAGCAGCACGUGGUCACCAAGACAGAGACCAAUGCUGGCCUGCUCACCUGGCUCAUCUGUGGUGGCCUCUUCAUUGUUGGGUGCUGGCCAUGCUGCGCCAUCCCUUUCUGUGUAGACUCAUGUAAAGACGUGAAUCACAGCUGUCCCAACUGCAACAAUAUCAUCUACGUCUACAAACGCAUUUGAUAUUAAUUUGACUGUACUACCUUUAUCUGAAGGACUGGGACAUGGCACUUCAAUCAAAUCAACAUUUCUGUAAAUGUAUGAGGUUCGUAUUCACUAGGGCAUAUGAUGUUGGAAAAUGUUUUACAACGAAGAAACAAAAACUAAUUCUUAUUGGACAAGUCCAGAUAGUCCCUCCCUUUUUCAGUCCAUUUUCUUCCAUUUGGUGCCUAAUGAAUACAACCCAGGGGUAGCCAAAAGGGUUAUGUCUAUCCUAUAUAGUCCCUGAGCAGGUGGUGAGCUUCCCUCAGCUCCACAAAAUACUACAUAAUAUAUGCCAUUUAGCAGAUGCUUUUAUCCAUUUUUGUAUGGGUUGUCCUAGUGGAAAUUCAAACCCACAAGUGCCAAGCUCCAUCAGGUCCCUGGCCAGACUUGACCCUUGUAGUGACUACCAAAGAGAAUCCUGAUACCAAAGACUGGUAGUAGCUGCGCUAUAGUUGUUUCACUGUAGUUCUGUCACUUCGUCUGAAGUCCAUGAAAGUAAAGGAACUUCUAAACCACUCUACUUAUUGUAAUAUUGUUACAUUGAGAUGUAUUUAUCACCAUCACUUCUUAUUGUAUUAUUGUUACAUUGAGAUGUAUAUAUCACCAUCACUUCUUAUUGUAAUAUUGUUACAUUGAGAUGUAUAUAUCACCAUCACUUCUUAUUGUAUUAUUGUUACAUUGAGAUGUAUUUAUCACCAUCACUUCUUAUUGUAUUAUUGUUACAUUGAGAUGUAUAUAUCACCAUCAUACUUCUUAUUGUAAUAUUGUUACAUUGAGAUGUAUAUAUCACCAUCAUACUUCUUAUUGUAAUAUUAUUACAUUGAGAUGUAUAUAUCACCAUCAUACUUCUUAUUGUAAUAUUGUUACAUUGAGAUGUAUAUAUCACCAUCACUUCUUAUUGUAUUAUUGUUACAUUGAGAUGUAUUUAUCACCAUCACUUCUUAUUGUAUUAUUGUUACAUUGAGAUGUAUAUAUCACCAUCAUACUUCUUAUUGUAAUAUUGUUACAUUGAGAUGUAUAUAUCACCAUCAUACUUCUUAUUGUAAUAUUGUUACAUUGAGAUGUAUUUAUCACCAUCACUUCUUAUUGUAAUAUUGUUACAUUGAGAUGUAUAUAUCACCAUCACUUCUUAUUGUAAUAUUGUUACAUUGAGAUGUAUAUAUCACCAUCACUUCUUAUUGUAAUAUUGUUACAUUGAGAUGUAUAUAUCACCAUCACUUCUUAUUGUAAUAUUGUUACAUUGAGAUGUAUAUAUCACCAUCACUUCUUAUUGUAAUAUUGUUACAUUGAGAUGUAUAUAUCACCAUCACUUCUUAUUGUAAUAUUGUUACAUUGAGAUGUUUUAUUACACUCUUGCAGUCGUUUCCUUACUGAUCCUGUUCUCUUUUUUUCCUCUGAACGUUCUACUACUCAUUUGUCAUAAAAGACCAUUGUCAAUAAUUACAAUGGAUCUUAUGGUUGUCUUUUCACUUCCUGUCUAGUUGCUCUGUAAAGCUCUGAUUAAAGUUGUCUGUAUUGAA
Molecule: messenger RNA, 2213 nt
Organism: Oncorhynchus keta (chum salmon)
Lineage: Eukaryota; Metazoa; Chordata; Actinopteri; Salmoniformes; Salmonidae
Product: lipopolysaccharide-induced tumor necrosis factor-alpha factor homolog
Exons: 6
Coding region: 172-672 (166 amino acids)
Molecular function (GO): zinc ion binding
Source: RefSeq, a predicted model, not a curated record